UCGGACACGUCUACAGUGUAAACUCAAAAACUUAUUCGACAAGGCCAUCUUUGUAGUUGUCUUGUGGGAGUUGGUGAGGCAAGCUUCAACCUUCAACCUUCAACCUUUAACCUUCAAAAACACUGCCAUUUUGACACACCAUCACCACCCAAUUCCCAAGCCUUUUUUCUUCGUCAUAAAAUUUUUCCCUUUAAUUGAACUCCAAGAAUCUUUUUAUUUUUCCCCCGUGUUUCCCUUUUCAUGGAUUCCCUUUUUGUCGUUGUUUGCCCUUCAGGAAACCGUGAGAAAAUAAAAGAAAAGAGCGAUACUUUGGACUCCAGUAGGGAACACUCAAGUAUCAUUUGACUCAUAUUAGGCGUGGGUUUUCCUUUAUUUUGUGAGAACUGAAGCUAGUUUGUGUUUCUUUUUCCCUUUAAUUCUCUUGGAAACCAAACGCUACACAUACCCAACAAAUGGAAAUGGUUUUUGCUUGUCGGUUCACGCCGUUGACUGAAUUAUCUUUGCAUUUUCAACGGCACCGCUUUCUGGCUUCGCAAUUUUAUCAGACUUUCUUCUGGAAACAUAGUCUGAGAAGAAUUUCAACCAGGAUCUGCAACCACCAAAAUUCAAGCUUUGUUCUUAGGAAAAGACAACCAAAAACAAGAGAAUACAGGCUGUUCAAAUCGGUGGAAUUGGACCAAUUUUUAACGAGUGACGAUGAAGAUGAAAUGGGUGAAGGCUUUUUUGAGGCAAUUGAAGAGUUAGAGAGAAUGACUAGGGAACCCUCUGAUAUUCUUGAAGAAAUGAAUGAUAGGUUGUCAUCAAGAGAGUUACAGUUAGUUUUAGUUUACUUUUCUCAAGAAGGAAGAGACUCUUGGUGUGCACUUGAAGUCUUUGAGUGGCUCAAAAAGGAGAAUAAGGUUGAUAGUGAGACAAUGGAACUUAUGGUUUCAAUUAUGUGUAGUUGGGUCAAGAAGCUGAUUGAAGGAGAGGGUGAUGUUGGUGAUGUGGUUGAUCUCCUUGUGGACAUGGAUUGUGUGGGGUUGAAGCCGGGUUUUAGUAUGAUUGAGAAGGUGAUUUCGAUGUAUUGCGAGAGGGAGAAGAAGGAGGGAGCAGUUAUGUUUGUGAAGGAAGUUUUAAGACGGGGAAUUUCAUAUGAAGAUGAUGAUGGAGAAGGACAGAAAGGAGGACCAACUGGUUAUCUGGCUUGGAAGAUGAUGGUUGAGGGUAACUACAGGGAUGCCACCAAAUUGGUGAUUGACCUUAGAGAAUCUGGGUUGAGGCCUGAGAUUUACAGCUACCUCAUAGCAAUGACAGCAAUAGUCAAAGAGCUUAAUGAAUUUGCAAAAGCCUUGCGGAAGUUGAAGGGUUUUGUUAGGUCUGGUUUGGUUGCUGAACUUGAUAUGGAAAAUAUAGAGCUUAUAGAAAAGUAUCAAUCUGAUCUCCUUGCUGAUGGACUAAGAUUGUCUAAUUGGGCAAGUCAAGAAGGAAGUUCUUCACUUUAUGGGUUGAUUCAUGAGAGGCUUCUUGCCAUGUAUAUUUGUGCUGGUCGUGGAGUUGAGGCCGAAAGACAGUUGUGGGAAAUGAAGCUUGUCGGUAAAGAGGCUGAUGGGGACCUUUAUGACAUCGUUUUAGCUAUUUGUGCUUCCCAAAAGGAGGCUAGUGCCAUAUCACGGUUGCUUACUAGAUUGGAGGUUUCAAGCUCUCUGCGUAGGAGGAAAACUUUAUCAUGGUUAUUGAGAGGUUACAUCAAAGGAGGGCAUAUUGUUGAUGCUGCAGAAACGGUGGUUAAAAUGCUUGAUUUGGGCUUAUAUCCAGAAUAUUUAGACAGGGCUGCUGUUCUGCAGGAACUGAGGAAAAAGAUCCAACAGCCAGGAAACACCCAAGCUUAUAUUAAUCUCUGCAAGCGACUGUAUGAUGCGAGUUUGAUUGGACCUUGCAUUCUAUAUCUGUAUAUAAAGAAAUAUAAGCUUUGGGUUAUAAAAAUGCUUUAAAAACUGAUGAAUGGAAAGGAAAAUCUUGAGCCCAGAUUUUUUUUUAGAAGUAUACUUUCUGGGUGAAGAAUUCAUCGGAGAAGCUUAGGAGUUUUAUAAACCUGAAUCUUGUAUGGUUUAAGAUGGCCCUAGAGCAGUAAAAGGAUAGUCAGUAGAGGAUAUGCAGACCAACUGUGAACGCUGGAAAUACAUGGUGAGCAUUUUGUUCUUUGGGUCAUUUAAAUACUUGUACACACUGUGGCUACUGUGUAAAUGAAUAAUGAAUGUUCCUCCAUUUGUAACUAAUAGGACUCCAAAUCUGUACUACAGGUAUGUUCUUGCAUUAUUCUUCUCCUCUUCCUUUCAUCCCUGGAAUAUAUCAUAUUUGCAUUAAGCUUCAUGUACAUAUUUUGCUAGUGCCACACAUGUUGUAAUCAACUUUAUUUCCAAUCUGGAAUGAUGGGCUUACCUAGCAUCCGGCUGCUGGGUGACCAUGGUA
Durio zibethinus is the source of this 2451-nucleotide messenger RNA. Its product is annotated as pentatricopeptide repeat-containing protein At2g30100, chloroplastic-like. Gene Ontology annotation, molecular function: protein binding. NCBI's taxonomy places the organism in Eukaryota, Viridiplantae, Streptophyta, Magnoliopsida, Malvales, Malvaceae. The record is from RefSeq and is a predicted model, not a curated record.